AUGGUCAAGAAGCGCAAUGCCCCCAGUGGUGGGUUCGGGGCAGGUUCAUCGUCCAAGAUGAGGAAAACGGCAAACGCUACAAAGUUCUACGCUGUCCAAAAGGGAAGGGAGCCUGGCGUCUAUUCGAAUUAUGAUGAAUGUCAAGCACAAACCACCGGGUUCCCAGGUGCGAAAUUCAAGUCAUUCCUAACAAGAGAGGAUGCCCAGGCCUACGUCGCGGGCCAUGAGAACCCAUCGGCGGAUAGGGACCGCCCGAAGUUCUAUGCCGUGGCCGUAGGCCAUGUUCCAGGUAUCUAUCAUACCUGGGAUGAGACCCAACCACAAGUCACAGAGGUCGCUGGACCCAAGCACAAGAGGUUCAAUACGCAAGCAGACGCGGAAGAUUUUAUUAGACAGAACGCCAGCCCUGAGACCUGCCGACGUCUGGGUAUAUCACUUGAGAAGACGCAAGAGUACACUGGGGCUGCUUUUGAACCUGUAGAAGCAUCUACCAAAAAGGUCAAGGCUGAGCCUACACGAAGACCAAAAGCUGCACCUCGCGCCGAGCCCCAUCAUGAAAACAACGGAAAUGUACUCACGAUUUGGACUGACGGCAGCAGUCUUGCCAACGGCCAGGCUGGCUCUCGUGCUGGCCUUGGAGUUUACUUUGGUCCUAAUGACGAGCGUAACCUUGCGGAGCGUCUUCCGGGCGAGCUUCAGACUAAUCAGCGUGCUGAACUGAUGGCGAUACUUCGUGCACUAGAGAUUGCGCCUUCAGCACAGGACGUUGAGAUUGUUUCUGACAGUCAGUAUUCCAUCAAGUGUGUGACACAAUGGGGCCCCGGCUGGGAGCAGAAUGGAUGGAAGAAUGCGGCAGGGGGACCAAUCAAGAACCAGGACAUUGUGAGCAGCGUAUUAGCAAGGAUAAAAGCACGCGAUGCAGCCGGUUCAAAAACCUCUUUCCAAUGGGUGAAAGGACACGCCAGUGAUUUUGGGAAUCACCGAGCAGAUGACCUGGCGAAUGAAGGGGCCAGAAAGCCUCCAGUUCCUUGA
Molecule: messenger RNA, 1032 nt
Organism: Fusarium fujikuroi IMI 58289
Lineage: Eukaryota; Fungi; Ascomycota; Sordariomycetes; Hypocreales; Nectriaceae
Product: related to ribonuclease H1
Exons: 2
Coding region: 1-1032 (343 amino acids)
Biological process (GO): DNA replication, removal of RNA primer
Molecular function (GO): nucleic acid binding; magnesium ion binding; RNA-DNA hybrid ribonuclease activity
Source: RefSeq, a predicted model, not a curated record